Anopheles maculipalpis is the source of this 379-nucleotide messenger RNA. RefSeq names its product transmembrane protein 141. Bases 36 to 377 code for a protein of 113 amino acids. The record is from RefSeq and is a predicted model, not a curated record. The transcript has a single exon. Lineage: Eukaryota; Metazoa; Arthropoda; Insecta; Diptera; Culicidae.
UCUCGUUUCUCGAGUGACCGGCAUCGGCAGGCGCAAUGAACGAUAUCCGGCUGCUGAAGGAUCAACAGCGUGAAAAACAUCCAGGGUUCGAUUCGUACAUCGAGUGCAUGAGCCGUUCGUUGUUUACGGGACUGGCGACGUUUUCGCUCGGUUUCGCCGGUAUCUACUUCCUGCAGCAAAUCGGUCAACGCUAUCUGCCGUACACGAAGAAGGGCAACAUCCUGGUGGCAACGCUCGUCGCAACCGGUGCUGCAUACAAGGUGACCUCCGAUCGCACCCGUGCCUGUCAAGCACGGUGGAUGGCCGUGGAGGACAAGUACAGUGUGUUGCAGGAAGCAGUCGAACCGAUUGCCAGCGCAAAAGAUUCGACAAUCUAGAA